AUGAGCCAUCACGGUUCUCCAGCAUCAGCUGUUGAUGCUCCUGUGACUCACGCAGGCACACCCCAAUCCAACGGUUUCUUGGUGAGUCUUUUUGAGUGCCCCGUCUGCUAUGACUCUGUAUUACCACCCAUUCUUCAGUGCAAGAACGGACAUCUUGUUUGUAACAACUGCCAUCCAAAGCUCAAAUAUUGUCCAACUUGCCGCGUCCUAUUGGGGUCCAUUCGUAACCUGGCUCUGGAAAAACUCGCCAAUUUAGUGCAGUUCCCUUGUAAAUAUGCCCCUUGGGGAUGUGAAAGAAUUCUUGCGCACACGGAAAAAACAGACCACCAAGUGAACUGUGAAUUUAGGCUUUAUUCCUGUCCAUUCCCGGGUGUUUCUUGUAAGUGGAUGGGCCUGAUGAAUGCUGCUGUGCCCCAUCUGAUGGAUCAGCAUAGGAUCAUUACAACCCAACAGGGAGAGCACACGAUUUUCUUUGCUUCAGACAUUCUUCAUCCUGGUGAUUUUGACUGGGUGAUGAUACAGUGCUGUUUUGGCUUCAACUUCAUGGUCAUAUUGCAGAAAAUGGACAGAUAUGGCGAUCAGAAGUUCUAUGUAAUUGUAAAGUUGAUAGGAACGUACCAGCAAGCUCAAAAUUUCGUUUAUAAACUUGAGCUGCAUUGUCCUAGGCUGAAUGUGACUUGGGAAGCCACUCCUAGGUCUCUUCAGGAGGGAAUUGAAACAGCCAUUAUGCGUAGGGAGUGCCUAAUGUUUAAUACCAACGUUGCAAAGCUGUUUGCAAAAGAUGGCAACUUUAGCAUGAAUGUCAAUAUUUCCAGGUGUUAA
Echinops telfairi (small Madagascar hedgehog) is the source of this 822-nucleotide messenger RNA. Its product is annotated as E3 ubiquitin-protein ligase SIAH1-like. The record is from RefSeq and is a predicted model, not a curated record. Bases 1 to 822 code for a protein of 273 amino acids. Gene Ontology annotation, biological process: proteasome-mediated ubiquitin-dependent protein catabolic process; multicellular organism development. NCBI's taxonomy places the organism in Eukaryota, Metazoa, Chordata, Mammalia, Afrosoricida, Tenrecidae. Gene Ontology annotation, cellular component: cytoplasm. Gene Ontology annotation, molecular function: zinc ion binding; ubiquitin protein ligase activity; ubiquitin conjugating enzyme binding. The transcript has a single exon.